CUCGAUUGUUAUGAUUGCAAUUUGCAGUCAUUCCAGGAUCAAACAGCAGCAAGGCUGCAAGCGGUACUACGGCAGAGUCGUAGACGGGAAGCCGAAGUUUGAUGAGUACAACAGCGGUCGAUCGGCCCAUGAACAAUGUGGUUGAAUUCAGGUGUAACCUCCGGCGGCGACACUCCUGCUUCCAAGCCAAGUUUUGGACUCGCAGCCAGCGCACAGGUCCCGGCCAUGUACCCCCGCUUGAAGACUUGCGAAUGGUCCUCCUAUCUUAAAUACCCUGCCCGGAUUGUCUCAGCCGGAGGUCCAACAUCCGCCCCUUUUUCUCCCUGGUUAUUGGCCAUGUAUCCCUUAUUCUCAUCACUACUCUGCUUUGCCUCGUUAAAUGUGUUGCCUUUCUCGGUCUUGGCUGGUGCUUCCGAGCGAGGCCCGCCCUUGCCUUCGACUCACAUCAGCUUGUCAUCAUUCAAAUGGUCUCUUGUGAACGCCAACCGCUCAAUCGUCGUGCCAACUCCUUUCUUGAAUCAGCCACAUCUUGCCCUCAUCAAGGCUGGCGUGAUCGACGAUCCGAAUAUCGGAUUGAAUGAAGGCACAACCCGGUGGGUUGGUGAAGAAGAAGCGUGGACCUGGGAGACAAAAUUUAAGGUUGAUCUCAAUGAUGGAUGGGCAAAGGCGGAGCGCUUCUACCUUGUCUUCAACGGGCUUGAUACCUUCUGCGACAUCCAAGUCAAUGGGCACCGGAUUGGCUCCACAGACAACGCGUUUCGAAGCUGGGUAUUCGAUGCCACUCAAGUCAUCAAAUCGUCCCUCAACCAAACAGUCCCACUCUCUCUCAGGUUUGCGUCUGCCUACGCCACUGCCUCUAAACUAGCACAUGAACCAGGCAACAUGUGGUUCCCGAACAAAUCGGCAGACAAGAAAAAUUCGACCACCUUGCAGCCCUUCGAGUACAACUACCGCAACUGGGCACGCAAGCAGCAAUCGGAUUUUGGGUGGGAUUGGGGACCUGCAUACCUACCUUCUGGCCCGAUCAAGCCUGCCUACUUGAUAGGUCUUUCUGCAUCGGCGCAAUCCAAAUUUGAGCUGGUCGACCAAAGAAAAUCCCAUCAGCCCCAGACGAGGAUUGUUCAUGAACCAUCGUCCAUCGCGCCUGUCAAAACCCGCAAGGAAUUAUCACUUCCCACAGACAAAAAACGGAAACGGGCAACGGGUGGAACCAAAAGUGCACCCUCUCUUUGGGUCCACAGGACCAUAAUUGAUGUUUAUCGCAUAGGCCAACGUAACAAUCUGUCACCUGAUCAAGGCGCGCCCUGGGUCCUCAACAUCACCCUCCCCAUCACCUCACCGAAGCUCGUCAAUGCAACGUUGUCCGGCGUCCUUUCAGGUACCUCAGUUAAACUGCCAGCGAAGCGACUCACUACACUCAAAACUCCGCCGUACAGAAACUUCGGCCCCGAUUACUCUCUGACAGUCGAGUAUAUCAUUGAUCCUAAACAAGUCGAACUUUGGUACCCUGCUACUCUGGGUACACCUACGCUAUACGAUCUCGAAUUGACGCUGCAAGCGGAUGGACAAGAAAGCGGGGAGUUGGCCUGGAGCGAGAAAGUUGGGUUCCGCACCAUUGUCGUGGACCAAAGUCGUUACACGGACCAAGAAGUGUCGAAUGGCAUUCGCCCUGGUACUCGUUUUACUUUCGUCAUCAAUGGCAAGCCCUUCUAUGUCCAAGGUUCAAGCAUGAUCCCCAUUGAUAAUUUCGCGGCUCGAGCCAAUUCUACCACCAUCCGAUGGCUUCUUGAAUCUGCCUUGCUAGCGAAUCAAAACGUUGUCAGAAUCUGGGGUGGUGGUGCCUAUCAGACUGAUGAGUUCUACGACAUAUGCGACGAACUUGGUAUCUUGGCUUGGUCGGAAAGCGUUUUUGCCUGUGGCGCUUAUCCUUUGUCACCUGAUUCCUUUCUGGACAACAUCCGCGCAGAAGUUUCUGAAAAUGUCGCAAGGUUGAAUCGCCACCCUAGCACUGCUCUAUGGGCUGGCAACAAUGAGGGAGAAGGAUACCUGAUUGAUGUCAAUCGGACCUGGACGAAUGGGUCAAUCUACUUCAACCAAUACGACCAUCUCAACAACCAUGUUUUGCGAGAGCUUGUGCUAGAUAACACCCGCUCGAUAUCAUACAUCCCAUCAUCAACUACACAAGGUUACCUUUCGCUCGACCCCUACGUAGCCCGUUACUACAACUCCACAUCCGGCGAGCUCUAUGGUGACAAGGAGCACUACAACUACGAUACUACCGCCAGUUUCAAUAUUUCGUCAUACCCGGUCGGCCGCUUUGUCAACGAGUUUGGAUUCCAUUCGAUGCCAUCUAUUUACACCUGGGAUCGUGUGCUUAAGUCUCCCCAAGACUAUGAUUUCAAUUCCACCGUGAUCCGGGCCCACAACAAACAUAACCCUGCCGAAUCUCUGGCGUAUCCAUGGCCGGCAGACGAUGGUCAAAUGCAGAUGACCACCGGGGUAACAGAUCAUUAUCCUACUCCAAGCAUCACCGGUGACUAUCAUACUCAGUUGGCACAAUGGGCUUACUCAACUCAAGUGUUCCAAGCAGCAUUCAUGGCUUCAGAAAUCAAUUAUUACCGUCUGGGUGCCAGUCGCGGUGAAAACAACAUGGGCGCGGUAUACUGGCAGCUGAAUGAUGUAUGGGAAGGUAUUAGUUGGUCAUCGAUAGAAUACACCGGUCGAUGGAAGAUCUUUCAUUACAUUGCAGCACGCGUUCAAUCCCACGUCAUAAUCUCCCCCAUAUUCCAUCAGACAAACAACACUCUAGACAUUUAUGUCACAUCCGACUUAUGGCAACCAGUUGAAGGUACCGCGCAAUGGACAUGGUAUGACUUUGCUGGUCAAAAAUUGUCUGACACGACGACGAAGAGCUUCUCAGUUGCACCAAUUCAUUCGACCCAAUUGUACCAUGCGGGCGGUCUAUCGGAGAUGGUUCCGAAUGGUCACCCUCCAAAUGACGCGUGGAUGCACCUUACCAUGACCACCAGCGAUGGCAAAUACACCAAUGAACAAUUCUUUCACCCUGUCGCACUAAAGGAUUGUCAGUUGCGACCGACCAAGGUUCAGAGUCAGCCGAUCGGCCACAACCAGGUUUCAAUCCAAGUGGCAGGCGGCGGAGUUGCUGUUUGGGUCAAUGUUGAACAUCCUCCAGGUGUACGCGGUUACUUCAAAGACAUGAAGACCGGCCUACCAUCCAAUGCCUUCUUCCUCAGGCCCAAGGAGACAAGGCAAUUAGAAUUUGUCUUGAAGGGCAAAGACAGCGACCACGAAGGCUUGGCUAAAAAUCUAGCAUCCAGAAUGGUUGUUAGAACACUCUGGGAUAAUCAACACCGUUCCCAGUAA
Messenger RNA from Puccinia graminis f. sp. tritici CRL 75-36-700-3, 3384 nucleotides. RefSeq lists its product as uncharacterized. The transcript is spliced from 21 exons. Lineage: Eukaryota; Fungi; Basidiomycota; Pucciniomycetes; Pucciniales; Pucciniaceae. Gene Ontology annotation, biological process: carbohydrate metabolic process; glycoprotein catabolic process. Bases 136 to 3384 code for a protein of 1082 amino acids. Gene Ontology annotation, molecular function: beta-mannosidase activity. The record is from RefSeq and is a predicted model, not a curated record.